AAAAGAUAUAGAAAUUCAUUUUAUUUAUUUGAAAAAAAAGUUUUUUAAAGAAUAGUGAUAAGGGGAUUGAAUGCUCCAAAAUGAAUGUGAGAGGGAGGACGGAGCCGUCGAGGCCCUGUCCUAGGGCAGUGAUGGUGGUUGCUGUGGGCGUCGGCGGAGGUUGCGCCGCCGGGCACGGAGGAGGUAUCAGAAGGCGAUAAGAUUAAGAUUGACACAGAACUAGCUCGUAGAAUAUAUUGCUCAUGUUGUUCUUCUAAGUGGAAUUGAUCGAUCCUUCUCCAUGCCUGUCGGAUUAUGGCCUUUUGGCCUCUCCUACAAAUUCUCAAAGUCUCCAAAUAUUCAUUACCUUCCCUUUACUUGUUAAUCUCCAAAUAAGAAGUUAAGAAACCCUAAUGUUGUGUUUGGAAGCACAGAAUCUGUGCAAACUAAAUUUUCUCCUACUCCAAUCCAGUACAUCCCAAAAAUAGCAUAAAAGAAUUCAAAGUCUGUGUAGUGAAAUUUAGCUGCCAAUGGCUUUUGCCCUUUCAAGUUUCAACUAGGUUGAUCAAAAGCUGGUUGUUGAUGAGCAACAUGUUUGGUGGUGUAACGAGAGAAUUGGGGGAGAUAUUUAAGUUGUCUGACAAAAAUUUAAGUGUUUAAUUUGAUGACUAUUCAUCUUUUCUUGAGGUUGCAAUUUUAUUGAGGUCAUGGUUCUAUAUCUCACCGGAACAAUCAAUGUUUGUCUAUCACUGGAACACAGAAAGGAGAUUGUUCGAUGCAUCUAUAAUCAUCAGAACAAAGAUGGUGGAUGGGGAUUGCAUAUAGAGGGUCAUAGCAUGAUGAUUACCACAGCAUAUAACUACAUUGCCUUGCGUAUGCUUGGAGAAGAAACCGGAGACGGUGAAGAUGGCGCUGUUGCAAAAGCCCGGACAUGGAUACUUGAUCAUGGCGGCCUAACAAUGAUACCCUUUUGGGGAAAGAUAUGUCUUUCGGUGCUUGGAGUGUAUGAAUGGUCAGGUUGCAACCCAUUGCCACCGGAAUUCUGGCUUUUGCCUUCGUAUCUACCUUCAAGAAUGUGGUGCUAUUGCCGUGAUAUAUACAUGGCCAUGUCUUAUUUAUACGGGAAGAAAUAUGUUGGGCCGAUCACCGAUCUCAUUCUAUCAUUGAGAAAGGAACUUUAUAAUGAGCCUUAUGACACAAUAAUUUGGAAAAGAGCACGCCACUUGUGCUUGAAGGAUGAUCUCUACUACCCUCGUCCAUUCAUUCAAGAUUUGCUUUGGAAUGGCUUUUAUUACAUUGGCGAGACACUUUUAUCACAUUGGCCCUUUUCCAAGCUGAGAGAGAGAGCUCUACAGAAAACAAUAAAGCACCUUCACUACGAAGCUGAGAAUAGUAGAUAUUUAAAUUUGGCGUGUGUUUUAAAGUUCUUCCACAUGAUGGCUUGUUGGGCAGAAGAACCAAAUUCAAACACAUUCAAGUUUCACCUAGCUAGAGUUCCGGAUUACUUGUGGAUUGCUGAAGAUGGAAUGAAAGUGCAGAAUCUUGGCUGCCAGUUAUGGGACUGUGCGUUUGUUACUCAAGCAAUUAUUGCGAGUGGUCUUGUUGAUGAGUUUGGAACUACCCUGAAAAAGGCUCAUGAUUUCAUUAAACAAUCACAGGUUCGAGAAAACCCAUCCGGUGACUUUAGGAGUAUGUAUCGUCACAUUUCUAAAGGAGCUUGGACUCUCUCUGAAAGAGAUCAAGGUUGGCAAGUCUCAGAUUGUACAGCUGAAGCAUUAAAGGCUCUUCUUCUACUUUCACAAAUGUCGCCAGAGGUGGUGGGAGAAAAAAUUGAAGCUGAGCGAUUAUAUGAUGCUGUGAAUUUUCUUCUUCCUCUACAGGCCAAAACUGGAGGGUUUGCAAUUUGGGAACCACCAACAUUACAACCAUGGUGGGAGUGGUUAAAUCCUUCUGAAAUAUUUGCAAAUGCUUUCAUUGAGCAUGAGUAUGUUGAAUGUACAGCAUCUGUAGUCCAAGCUCUAGUAUUGUUCAAAAUUUUAUAUCCAACACACCAAGCGAAAGAAAUAGAAAUUUCUGUUGCAAAAGCAAUACGUUAUAUCGAAGAUAUGCAAAACCUGGACGGUUCUUGGUAUGGGAAUUGGGCAAUUUGCUUCACCUAUGGGACAUGGUAUGCUUUGGGAGGACUAGUUGCUGGUGGCAAGACAUAUUCCAGUAGCCAAACAGUCCGGAAAGCCUGUCAGUUUUUGCUUUCAACACAACAGGACACAGGUGGUUGGGGAGAGAGUUAUCUUUCAUGCCCAAAUAAGGAAUAUACACCGUUGGAAGGAAACCGUUCGCAUUUAGUACAAACAUCAUGGGCUAUGAUGGCUCUUAUUCAUGCUGGACAGGCUGAGAGAGAUGCAACACCGUUACAUAAAGCCGCAAAGCUAUUAAUAAACUCGCAAAUGGAAAGUGGUGAAUUUCCUCAACAGGACAUCACUGGGGCCUCCUUGAAAACUUGUAUUCUACAUUACGCCACGCAUAGGAGCAUCUUUCCUCUUUGGGCGCUUGCAGAAUAUCGCAAGCAUGUGUUGUUGCCAACCAAAAGCCUCUAGCUGGCAAAAUGGGACUUUUAAAUGGACUAUACUCACUUAUUAUUAUUUAUUUUUUUUCACUUUUUGCUCUUCUUGUUUUUAUUAAUAUCUCUCUCUCUCUCUCUCUCUCUCUCUCAAUGAUGUUUGUCAAAAUGAGCAAAUGUAUUAAUGGAGUUUUAGCUUAGUAGCCUUGUUCAUGUAUUUCAACUGCUGGUCUUUCUGCGGUACAUCUGAUUGUACUGACACACCAAUUUAUAGUUCUUCGCGGUAGAAGUUAUAAUCUAUGGUUGAUGAGUCAGAAAGUCCUAAUUCAUUA
Cornus florida is the source of this 2868-nucleotide messenger RNA. Its product is annotated as beta-amyrin synthase 2-like. Gene Ontology annotation, molecular function: beta-amyrin synthase activity. The transcript has 17 exons. Lineage: Eukaryota; Viridiplantae; Streptophyta; Magnoliopsida; Cornales; Cornaceae. Gene Ontology annotation, biological process: triterpenoid biosynthetic process. Gene Ontology annotation, cellular component: lipid droplet. Bases 687 to 2573 code for a protein of 628 amino acids. The record is from RefSeq and is a predicted model, not a curated record.